AUGGUGUCCAAGGGUGUCACAGCGCUUUUGAUUCUGAGCACUGCUCUGCAAGGGCUCGCUCAAAGCCAAGCCCGGAUUCCCGUCACCGGCGCCCCCGUCAGCCAGCAACCCGGGGUGGGAGCGCCUCUGAGGCGGUCCAUCAAUGACCUCCAGGCGGCUGGAGGGCCUCAGUGGGAUUUAUAUAUCCUCGCCCUUUCGUCUUUGCAGCUGGACAAUGACGAACAAGAACUGAGCUACUUCCAAAUCGAGGGAAUCCACGGCGUGCCGUUUAUCGAAUGGAACGGAGCCGGGCCUCGCGUCAACGGCAACUGGGGGGGAUAUUGUCCUCACAAUGAGAAUAUAUUCCUAUCAUGGCACCGAGCCUACGUUGCUCUCUUCGAGCAGACCCUGGUCGCGAGAGCCAAGCAGCUGGCGCUGAUGUACCCGCCCAACCUUCGGGCCCAAUACGUCCAAGCCGCAGAGUCCCUUCGACAGCCCUACUGGGACUGGGCCAGUGAUCCCAGAGUGCCCCCUUCAACUGUCUCGCCAUCCGUCACCGUAGUGCACCCCUCUGGAGGGCAGCGAGUCAACAUUGAAAAUCCGUUGUACAGUUUCCGAAUCCCGCCAGCCGUGUUGAACGGCAAGUACGGAACAUUCGACGCUCAAAGGAGGCCGCAAACUCUUCGCUGUCCAGCUCCAAACUCGUAUCCCGCCUCUGCAAACGCCCUGAUGUCGCAGAGGCCGUAUAGGCAGUGGAUGUAUGACGUCUUGACCCGUGCUCGCGACUUUACCGAGUUUUCCUUGGGUGGCAACAUCACGAGCCUUGAGCAAAUCCACAACGCGGUUCACUGGGACGCCGGAUGCGCCGGCAUGUUCCUAGACACGGGGGUCACAGCCUUUGACCCUCUAUUCAUGCUUCACCAUUCAUUUGUAGAUCGGAUCUGGGCGUUCUGGCAAGCCCUGCGGCCAGACCAGGAUGUCUUUUCAACCCCGUAUGCGGCGCGGGCUCGCUUCUCGACGGCGGCGGGAACUGCCAUCGACUUCAACUCGCCGCUUCAACCCUUUUUCCAUCGAAGCGGCGCUUUCCACACAACUCUCUCUGUGAGAGCCAUCUGGGAGUUCGGCUACGGCUACGAGGGAUUGGAGUGGUGGGCAAAGUCGGCGGACCAGAUGCGGCAAGACGUCAUCAACAUCGUGAAUCGACUGUACUCGACAGGCCGGCCGGCUUCAGGGGCCAAGCGACGCUCCGAGGAGGCAACUACACGUUACUUUGCAACGGUGUCGCUCGACAUCGCGCAGGUGGAGCGCCCUUGCCAGGUCGUGGUCUAUGUCGAUGGGACAAGGGCGGGCAGUCUCGUCAUCAUGAACCGGCCGCAGAGUGGCGUCGUCCGGACGGGCUUCGGGCUCGACGGUGUCGGGGAAGAUGCAAUGCAGGCCAUUGUCGACGGCAAGGCCGGCGGCUCGGCAAACUCUUCGGUCGAGGUCGAGAUCGUCAAGCCCGAUGGGAGCAGAGUUCCACUGAACAAGGUUACGAGUCUCAAGGUUGAGGUGCAAGCCGUUGGCAUGACACCCGCGUUGAGCCUGGACCAGCUACCCGAAUACGGAUCGUCGAGGCGACACAAGGUUCAUGUGAGUGAGGUGAAGGCCGAGAAGCAUUGA
Messenger RNA from Hirsutella rhossiliensis, 1638 nucleotides. Its product is annotated as tyrosinase. Lineage: Eukaryota; Fungi; Ascomycota; Sordariomycetes; Hypocreales; Ophiocordycipitaceae. The record is from RefSeq and is a predicted model, not a curated record. The coding region runs from base 1 to 1638 and encodes 545 amino acids. Gene Ontology annotation, molecular function: oxidoreductase activity. The transcript has 6 exons.